AGAAGAAGCAGGCAGCUUGAGACAGGUGGAACUGGAUCAAGCUGUGAACGUGAUUUGCUGGAAGCUGGUCAUUAGUGUUGACGAUGUGUCACACUGUGUAAGGGAAUCGCAUGGAGAUGGGCAUUCCGAACUGUUAAUGGGGACAUGGGACUCCAGUUGUCUCUGACUUGUGUGGAUUUUCCCGGUGUAGAGCGACAGAAACCGCUAGUAAGUCACCAAGACCUACAGCAGGAAUUCUGCACGAAAGGGCAUAAAACCUUGUUCUUUUAAUUUGCAUCUGGGAGAAUGUCUGGGCAAGGAGACCUGAAUCAGGCGAUAGCAGAGGAAGGAGGGACUGAGCAGGAGGCGGCAACUCCAGAGAAUGGUAUUGUUAAAUCGGAAAGUCUGGAUGAAGAGGAGAAGCUGGAACUUCAGAGACGACUGGAGGCUCAGAACCAAGAGAGAAGAAAAUCCAAGUCAGGAGCGGGAAAAGGUAAACUAACUCGCAGUCUUGCUGUCUGUGAGGAAUCUUCAGCCAGACCAGGAGGUGAAAGUCUGCAGGAUCAGGAAUCAAUUCAUUUACAGCUUUCCAGUUUUUCCAGCCUGCAAGAGGAGGAUAAAUCUAGGAAAGAUGACUCUGAAAGAGAAAAAGAAAAGGAUAAAAACAAAGAUAAAAACUCUGAAAAACCCAAGAUCAGAAUGUUAUCGAAAGAUUGCAGCCAAGAAUACACGGAUUCUACAGGCAUAGACUUACACGAGUUUCUGAUUAACACUUUAAAGAAUAAUUCCAGGGACAGGAUGAUACUUUUGAAAAUGGAGCAGGAAAUCAUUGAUUUCAUUGGUGACAACAAUAAUCAUUAUAAAAAGUUCCCUCAGAUGUCAUCAUAUCAGAGGAUGCUUGUCCAUCGGGUGGCAGCUUAUUUUGGCUUGGAUCACAAUGUGGAUCAAACGGGAAAAUCUGUAAUCAUCAAUAAGACCAGCAGCACCAGAAUACCAGAGCAAAGGUUUUGUGAACAUUUAAAAGAUGAAAAAGGUGAAGAAUCCCAGAAGCGGUUUAUCUUGAAGCGAGAUAACUCUAGUAUUGAUAAAGAAGACAAUCAGCAAAACAGAAUGCAUCCAUUUAGAGAUGACAGACGAAGUAAAUCAAUUGAAGAGAGAGAAGAGGAAUAUCAGAGAGUGAGGGAGAGAAUAUUUGCACACGAUGUGAGUAGUUGUUUUAAUUGCCUCUUUAGCGCACUCCUUCCAGCAGCAAGUCAGCCUCAUUCCCCAGACAGUGAGCUGGCAGGGAGUAGGAAGGCUGAGCCAGGGAACAAAUUGAACUGCAGAAAACUAGAGGUGUUUUUGGAAGAGGACCUGGUUCAGGGAAGUGAUGGAAAACUAGCCAAGGUUCUGGGUGCGUUCUUAGGAUAUAACCAGUGGGGACAUAUAGAGGUAUGAUUUUAGUCAAUAAUAUAGACUGUAAAUACAGAGAGAGGUUGUUAGAUUUGAAGCAAUGUCUUCACCUCCAUAUUAGCCAGCUUAUUGCCUAAUGGUAUGUUCUUUCUAAUAUCAAAAAUGUGCAGGGGAAGGAAUUACCAAAAAAGAGUCUGUUGAUCUCUCACACACAUACAUAUACAGAGUAUUUUCUGGUUUCUUAGCAAAUAUGGACAU
Carlito syrichta (Philippine tarsier) is the source of this 1629-nucleotide messenger RNA. Its product is annotated as cAMP-regulated phosphoprotein 21. The record is from RefSeq and is a predicted model, not a curated record. NCBI's taxonomy places the organism in Eukaryota, Metazoa, Chordata, Mammalia, Primates, Tarsiidae. Gene Ontology annotation, cellular component: cytoplasm. Gene Ontology annotation, molecular function: nucleic acid binding.